ACGUAAGAAGACAGUAGACUGCACGACCAGAACAGUCGAGUAGCGAUUAUUCUGUCGUUGCAUCCAGUCUUCUCGUUUCGUCCUUCCAAAUUUCAUUGGGUUUACAAUGACAGCACCGGCGGUUGGGAUUGAUUUGGGAACAACCUAUUCGUGUGUCGGCGUAUUUCUCAAUGGAAAAGUCGAGAUCGUCGCUAAUGACCAAGGAAAUCGCACUACACCGAGCUACGUGGCGUUUACCGAAGCGGAGAGGUUAAUCGGUGAUGCAGCCAAGAAUCAAGUAGCUAUGAAUCCCACGAACACGAUCUUUGAUGCGAAGAGGCUGAUUGGCAGACGUUACGAUGAUCCAUCAGUCCAAGCUGACACGAAACAGUGGCCGUUCGCCGUGGUUAAUGACGGAGGAAAACCGAAAAUCCGAGUUCGGUACAAGGGUGAGACGAAGUCCUUCUUUCCCGAAGAGAUCUCGUCGAUGGUUUUGACGAAAAUGAAGGAAACGGCGGAAGCUUAUUUGGGAAAGUCCGUCACGAACGCCGUGAUUACGGUACCAGCGUACUUCAACGAUUCCCAGCGACAGGCUACCAAGGACGCCGGUACUAUCUCCGGCUUGAAUGUCCUGAGGAUCAUUAACGAGCCGACUGCCGCAGCUAUUGCUUAUGGCCUCGACAAAAAGGGCCGCGGUGAAAGGAACGUUCUGAUCUUCGAUCUCGGCGGCGGUACUUUCGACGUAUCGAUACUGACUAUCAACGACGGCAUAUUCGAGGUGAAGGCCACUGCCGGUGACACCCACCUGGGUGGCGAGGACUUCGACAGUCGCAUGGUGACACACUUCACACAAGAGUUCUCAAGAAAGUUCAAGAAGGAUCUGACGACGAACAAACGAGCGGUUCGUCGGUUGAGAACAGCGUGCGAGCGCGCCAAGAGGACCUUGUCCUCAUCGACGCAAGCCAACAUCGAAAUCGAUUCCCUGCUCGAUGGCAUCGACUUUUACACGUCCAUCACGCGCGCUCGCUUCGAGGAGCUCAACCAAGAUCUCUUCAAGUGUACGUUACAGCCAGUUGAGGAAGCUCUGCGAGACGCCAAGAUGGACAAAUCUCAGAUUCACGACAUCGUGCUCGUCGGUGGCUCGACUAGAAUUCCACGAAUCCAGAGGUUCCUUCAGGACUUUUUUAAUGGAAAGGACCUUAACAAAUCGAUAAAUGCGGACGAGGCUGUGGCGUACGGGGCGGCAGUGCAGGCGGCCAUAUUGCAGGGUGACAAGUCCGAAGCAGUACAGGAUCUGCUGCUCCUGGACGUGACUCCGUUGUCCCUCGGGAUAGAGACCGCCGGUGGCGUGAUGACCGCUCUCAUCAAACGCAACACCACGAUCCCGACCAAGCAGACGCAAACUUUCACUACCUACUCGGACAAUCAACCGAGCGUCCUGAUCCAGGUUUACGAGGGGGAGAGAGCAAUGACCAAGGACAACAACCUCCUGGGAAAAUUCGAGCUUUCUGGGAUUCCGCCGGCGCAUCGAGGCAUACCGCAAAUCGAAGUGACCUUCGACAUCGACGCGAAUGGUAUCUUGAACGUGUCCGCCGUGGAGAAAUCAACGAACAAGGAGAACAAGAUAACGAUAACCAACGACAAGGGUCGACUCAGCAAGGAGGACAUAGAACGAAUGGUGAACGAAGCGGAAAGAUACCACGCGGAGGACCAAUCGCAGAAGGAGAGAGUCGCAGCGAAGAACAACCUCGAAUCGUAUUGCUUUAACGUAAAGAACUCCAUCGAGGAUGAGAAUAUCAAGGCGAAGAUUGCGGAAGGAGACCGGAAACUCAUAGCUGACAAGUGCGAUGAAAUCAUCAAGUGGCUCGAUAUCAAUACUUCCGCCACUAAGGAGCAAUUCGAGAAUAAGUUAAAAGACGCUGAAAAAGUUUGUAAACCGAUUUUUACCAAAUUUUACAACAGCGCGGGAUACGGGCAAAAUUAUAGCUCUUCGGCCAAUCCAACGAUAGAGGAAGUGGACUGACUGAAUAUUUACCCUCGGUUGGUUAUACCGCGUGCCGCCGGUGCUUUGAUAAAACUUUUCACACGAUAUUCAAAAUUUAUCGUUAAUAUUUUUCGCGCGACUCUAUUUUAAACGAGCUUAAUUCCGAACGAUCAAAAUAUUUGUGAAUCCAAGACAAUUGAACGCUUGUAAGCAAUUAAAACAGUUCACAAGGUUGAAUCAUAAAAUAAACGGCUCCACGUUAAUUUCCAACGCAUUAUUUAUUGCAAGCGAGUUUGGGAAAGGUAGUUAUCGUAAUGAUUUCGUAAUACAUUCGAGAUAUGCGAUAAUAUUGUCAGACUAACACAACGACCUAGCGUCGCCGCUUACGUGUAUGUGACGCACGUAUCAAUGUGUAUACAGCGUGUAAACUGUUUCAUUCCUUCUCGCAUCACGUUAAAAAUUAAUAUUGUUUAUGCAUAUAAAGAAUAUGUACACAAAAUGGGGAAGGGAGACACUAUUAAAUAUUUAAUGAACUUAGCGUACAGGUAAAUAUAGCCUACGCAUUAAUGGAACGUUUCUUCUCGUAAAAAAUAGAUUAUGCAGAGCACCAUGGUUUCUUCAUCAUAUUAAUCAUCAACGUCUUCCGUUUUUCUCUUUUUUCCAUUUUCUACUUUUUGUUUUUUAUCUUCGAAUUAACUGAAUUUCUUAUAUACAAUUUUCCGCAUCAUUGUCGCGAAUCACCGCGAUGAAUCGCGACGCUGUAACGCUGUUUGCAAGCACAUUACGAAAUGUGGCUAAUUCCCGGGUCGGACGGGCGCCGAGAUUACAGUGUCAGCGCCUUAUCAGCGCGGUAUCUUGCGAACAAUCGAGAAACAAACGAGGAACAGAAACUGACUAUAAUGUUGUCGCAAAAUUUUAUGCCCUGUGCUCAGUCUUUCACGCGCGUUACAAUUUACUUUUUGUUCGUUCUUCUCGUUCCGCGCGAAACGGUCCGAUUGGCUGAUCACUUUCUAAUUUACGAUCCUUUCCAAUUUGUACCGAGAUAUUAGGUUAAUCCGUACCAGUUUUUACAUUAAGUGGAAUUCCAGUGGGUUCAACUAUUUCAUGAUAUUCGAUCGUUAGAAAUUAAGUUACAACAGAUAGUAGAUUUGACGAUCCGAAAGUGUUACAGAUUCAGCAGCUCGUAGUUUCGAGCAUUGCGAAAUCGAAAUAGAUCGUUUGGUAUUCUACCUUCAUCUCUGUUUUCGCUCUAGUGCCGCCAAGUAAUUUAAAGCAUUCCAAUAUACUCGUUUAUUUCAAUCACGGAAUUAUGCAAUCGCGCCGCGAACCUUUCGCUGGGUCGAGUAACAGAAGACAGAUUCCAUCUCGGGAUCUUUGAGUCUGUCAGUAAGUAUCUCAUUACCGAGCUCAAAAAACCGGAGGAUCUUACGCUUCAAACUUUUGCCACGUCUUCUUCGUUCUCGAAUUCGUCGUCGAGAUCGAGGCUGAUCGUUGCGACACGAUUGUCGAAACGAAGAACGCAGGGUAUGUACGCAAGAACGGGAUGUAAAAAAAAAAAAAAAAAGAAAAAGGGCUCAAAGGCGGGAAAAGGAGCGACGAACUGCUUGGAAAAUGACCGAGGCAUAAAAUUUUUCGUAAGACCACCAUGGAGGCUCGAAAUUAUUUAUCUUUGAUAUGUUCGCUUUCGAGAGUCCUUGGUACGGUCGUACAGAAGUAAGUAAGAUCACAAGCGUCAUAGAGGCUCACGAGAGCCUCUGGGGUUAGAACAAAAACAUAAAAAAUAGUAAUCGUUGUAUAUGUGAGCAUGUAUGUAUGUAUAAUGGUUUCGAAAGCGUUUCGAAUCCGAGUCUCGUGCAUAUUUACGCACCUGUAUCAUCGAAUCAUGUGUGUUGUGUUGUGUCGUGUGUUUCCUAUGAUAUAUCAUCACUUAAACGCUAGCUUGUUUCAUCUUUUAUAAUUAUAUACAUGUUACAACGUCGCUAGGCAUGCCUGUAUUGUUCGGAUAUAGUAUAUCUGACGAGCACGUGACUCCUUACCCUUUAUAUCACAUAUCGUAUAUAAGAAGGCACCAGAAGUAAUUCUAGGUCAAGAAUCAUACCGCGGCUUGAGCGCCGCUCACAUUAUGCUAACCAGGUAAUGGAAACAUCCAUAAGCUGUACACGUGUUUACUUUCAGUGGCGUUCGUCCAAGCGUUGCCACGAACGGAAUACGUCGAAACGUAAGAGCGACCCACUCCUCGAGCUUUUCUUCCGUCACGCUUUCAAUUCAUCAUCGCCGAGAAAAUAACGUAAUUGCAAUAUAUCAAAAUUCCAACCACCCCAAUAUAUCUAAUACAUAAAUCACAAGAAAAUUCCCACAUUAACCGGAAGGUUCACUUGGAUCGAAUAAAUUUGAUCGUUAAAGAUCAAUUUCGUAUCACAUAAUUUUACACGAAAAAAAAAAAACGAAAUUUCAUUCCAUUUCGUUGCCUUAUCAACGAGUGUGCCCAUUCGUGGCGCCUACUUCGAUACUUCAUUCUCCGUCUCUGCUCACGAACCACAUGAUACAAUCAGUGCAAGUUUAGUAAAGACUAGCCACUCGAGGCCGUCUCUGGAUCACGCUUAGAUCUUAAAGAUCGUUCAUCGUCGUGCGACAAUUAAUUUUACUUUCGCAUAACAUCACGAUGAAUCGAUAUAAAAUUCUCGAAUCGUGCAAUUUUGCACCAACGAGAAGACGUCUCGAUGUUUGGUCCAUCUAGGACUCCAAGGAUAUGUACAAUGAACACGUGUGUUUCUUAAAAAAAAAAAAAAAAAAGAAAGAAGAAAA
Molecule: messenger RNA, 4768 nt
Organism: Bombus huntii
Lineage: Eukaryota; Metazoa; Arthropoda; Insecta; Hymenoptera; Apidae
Product: heat shock 70 kDa protein cognate 4-like
Exons: 7
Coding region: 107-2002 (631 amino acids)
Biological process (GO): protein refolding; vesicle-mediated transport; cellular response to unfolded protein
Cellular component (GO): nucleus; plasma membrane; cytoplasm
Molecular function (GO): heat shock protein binding; misfolded protein binding; ATP-dependent protein folding chaperone
Source: RefSeq, a predicted model, not a curated record